CUCCAGAUGGUCCCCACCUUUCUGUCUCUCUGGUGCUUACACCAUCUCCCCCUUACCUGCAUCUCUUCUUCGCUUUGUUUGGUGGCUCCUCUCCACAUCCUGUAUCUGUCUAGGUGGCAACCCUCAUAUCAAGUCGGGCCGUUUUAUCAAACUGCUCCCUGAUUAUGAACACAUGGACUAUCAGAAUGUAUACCCCUGCUGUAAAUACAGGCAUGACUUUAACUUACAUGAAUUGCAUGUAGCAAAUUGAAACCUUAACUUUAACACACACUCACUUUAUGUAUAUCAGGCACAAAGGAUUUUAACACACCACUUAUUCCUGCUGGACUUUCAAAACUGCCACACUGCUACAUCACCCCUACUCUAUUCCCACCAAACUCCUUCUCCUGUCCUGCUCCACUCAUGCUGUGCUUCUGCUCCGGUCGUGCCCAGCUCCUACUCCACUCAUGCCCUGCUCUGGUGUUGCCCUGCUCCUUUUCCACAUCUACUCCUGUCAUACUACACAUGCCCCAUUCCUACUCCACACAAUUUCAAGUCCUACUCCAGUCAUAACUCAUAUGCCACUCAUAUCCCAUUCCUACUCUUCAAUUAUAUCCCUUCAUACUCCACUCCUGCUCCACUCCUGCCCCACGUCUUCUCCAGGCUUUGCAGUGGAUCAGAGGAGGGUGUGCUGAAUGUUUGCCUCAAUGAGUAACCUGCUCCUCACACUGGCAUGUGUACAGAGACCGGAUCACUGUGAUUCGGAGGGUGAGAUGUGCUCCACCCGUACCGGCACAUCCUGGGACUGUGGCAGCCAGAUAUCGGCCCAUAUGGAGGACUGCUCAAUGUGGUGGUGGACGGCUUGUUCAUCAUUGGCUGGAUGUACCUGCCUCCCCAUGAUCCUCGUGUGGAGGAUCCCAUGCGGCGACGCCCCCUUUUCCGCAUUCACAUGUGGGAGAGCAGCAAGGCGAUUGUGGAGUGCAUGUACGGUCACAAGGGCCCCCAUAAAGGAGACAUUCAGACAGUGAAGAGAGACGAGUUCUCCACCAAGUGUAACCAGACAGAUUACCACCGCAUGCCAGGGGGCCGCCAGGAGGAGUUCCGCACAUGGCUGGAGGAAGAGUGGGGCCGGACACUGGAGGACAUCUUCCACGAGCACAUGCAGGAGCUCAUCCUCAUGAAAUUCAUCUACACCAGCCAAUACGAUAACUGCCUGACGUACCGGCGUAUCUACCUCCCCCCACACCUGCCCUCUGACCUGCUGCAACCUGGCCUCUUCAAAGGUACCUAUGGCAGUCAUGGCCUGGAGAUUGUAAUGCUCAGCUUCCACGGCACCCGAGCCAAAGGAACCAAGCUCACUGGCGACCCAAAUGUUCCGGCAGGACAGUUGACUCUGGACAUAGACCUGAGCCAGCCGGUGCAGCUGCCGGAGCUGGAGGCUCAGCGGAAUAUGGAGGAGCUGUCCCGACUGGUGCUAGGGGUCCACGAGCAGGUGCGGCAGCAGAUGCAGGAGCGGCGGGGCGCGGAAGGUGGGCCUGGGGCUGGGGUGGGGGCCGAGGAGGGGCUGGGACCUGCGUCAAUGGCGGAAACCACACCCACCUGCUCUACUGCUGAGCCUCAACCCUUCGUCCUGCCCCUGGGCAUCAUGGCCCGAAAUGAAGUGUACCCCCGCUCCUGUAAGAUGUGCUUCUACGGCACAGGCCUGAUCGCAGGCCAUGGCUUCACAAGUCCGGAACGCACACCAGGUCUGUUUGUUCUGUUUGAUGACGACCGCUUCGGCUUCAUCUGGCUGGAGCUGAAGUCUUUCAGCUUGUACAGCCGCCUGACAGACAGCCUGCCCUAUGCCCAGGCACCAUCCCUGGAGCACUUCGAGGACAUGCUGCGCAGCAUGCAGUCCUGGACAUCUUGACGGAUGCCCCACGUUGCCACCACCCUACCCUGCCUAAGCCCCACCCCACCGCAGCAUGCACAAGGGCCACGAGUUGCAGGAACAUGCCGCUUUCUUAACCAUAAUUGGUGAUGAUUUUAAUACUGCUGGAAAUUACUUCACCCAACAAACUGCGUGCCUCCAUUUUGUAACAGGUACUUGAUCAGAGCUAAGCUUACUCCAAGAGGAGACACUUGUAUUUACACACGUAUUGUAUGAAAAAUCAGCUGUAAUCAUGCAGUUUGUGCGAGAGCCUUUUCUUUCACUGCUCUAUCUGCUGUGUACAGUUGGCUACCUGAGCCUCUCUAGGUGUACUGGAUUCGUAAGCAUGCUGGGUUUAGACCCUGUAUUGAUGUGCUGAAAGACAGGACCAGAAACACUGAAUCACUGUGUAACUCAGUGCCAUGUGACUGACAUCUCAACAAAUGUCUCUAUCCUGUCAGUGUGACCCCUCAUGUAAUCAGAAAGGCUUAUCGUGUGGUUGUUUAUGUGCACAGGAGAGCCUCGUAUUCAGGGUGAAUUGCAAUGCUUUCAUUGUACACCUCUCGCUUUCUGAAUGGCAUAUUUGCUCAUCUGAGGUUAAAUGCCAAGGUACUGUACUUUGGCCUGGGUUUAGGCACCAUGUCCCUUAGGCUUAAUCCAGCCCCCUCAUCCACAGCCAUGUCAAGAGCUGAUAGACCCUCAGUGUUUAAUGUUUAAUUGGGUUCUCUGGUAUCCCUCUGGGCCACAAUGUAGGGGAAAGACCACAGUCUGACCACAACAUCAUGAAGAGCAGAAAUAGCCCUAAGGCAAGCCAGCACUGCGGGCCUGCAUUUCAUCUCAUCCAGUCUUGCCUGCCACUUGGGUACUGCUGAAUCAUGAAUAUCUUUAGAGUACUGAUUCUCAAUCCUGCUCCUGGAGCCCCCCUGCUCUGCACGUUUUCCAUCUUUCCCUGG
Molecule: messenger RNA, 2841 nt
Organism: Megalops cyprinoides (Indo-Pacific tarpon)
Lineage: Eukaryota; Metazoa; Chordata; Actinopteri; Elopiformes; Megalopidae
Gene: fbxo31
Product: F-box protein 31
Exons: 8
Coding region: 860-1888 (342 amino acids)
Molecular function (GO): protein binding
Source: RefSeq, a predicted model, not a curated record